Molecule: messenger RNA, 8538 nt
Organism: Penicillium paradoxum
Lineage: Eukaryota; Fungi; Ascomycota; Eurotiomycetes; Eurotiales; Aspergillaceae
Exons: 12
Coding region: 1-8538 (2845 amino acids)
Biological process (GO): cellular response to amino acid starvation; regulation of translation; translation
Cellular component (GO): cytosolic large ribosomal subunit; ribosome; cytosol
Molecular function (GO): protein kinase regulator activity; structural constituent of ribosome
Source: RefSeq, a predicted model, not a curated record
AUGGAUGGGAUUCCAUGGGACCAGGUCAAGGCCGGGGAUCUGGAUGCCUUGCGGGUCGUACUCCUCUCGAGUUCGACCUCGCGCAGGCUCCGGGCCCUGCAAGAACUCCGCGACAGGAAUGGAUCUGAAAUAUCUCCGGAAACCCACCAAGAUAUCCUAGACUUGCUCUUCCGAACCUAUCCUCUCUAUGUCGAUCGAUCCUCCCGACAGGCGGUUCAGCAAUGCCUCCGCUCCCUCCUCCGCACAUCCAAUGCGACCGAAGACCUAAAAUUCCUUACCCCAAAAUUGCAAGCCGAGGCAUCUAGACCAGGCCUGGCUUCCUCCUUUGCAUUUGUGCUGUUGGAGUGGUGCUCUAUCCUGUUGCAACAGGCAAGCGAGGACCAGAACACACCGCUGGCCAUUGUGCUCGAUUUGAUCGCGGUCGAUGCCAAGGCUUUGGAAAAUUGUCUUGCCCACAACCCCAAGCCUGCAGUGAAGCAGUCUGCUCUUCGAGUAACCAGACGUGCUUUGCGAGCCGUAUUUUCGUCUGAGGCAUGGGGUGCUGACGCAGUGCGGCAGUCUGUUAGCCGACUGACUACGGACUCCACCCCAGCAUACAAGAACGCGCCUCUUCUCGGUGUCGUAUGCGGAGUCUGCGCGCGGCUAGCAGAUAAGAAAUCAAUUCUUGAAGAAUCCAAGAAAAACAUUUUGGCAUUCUAUGUUAAGGAGAUCGUGGGCUCAAAAUCCGCUGUGUCCACACAUAUCGCCAAUGGCAUGUUCGACUUUUUCGCCUCGUUUGUAACACUUGAAGAUGUCACUACUGAAUUGGUACCUCCCAUGGAGAAGUCCAUACUACGAGCACCAGAGGUGGUUCUCGGCGGCGUGAUUCCACCUCUCUGUGCCUCUUUGCCAGAAGAAAUUGAUCUCUCGGAAAUAGUGCAAACGCGUCUUUCUAAACACCUUCUAGCUAGCAUGAAGUCAAACAACCUCUCAAUCCGCCAAGGCGCAUCUGAUUCGUUUGGAUCCUUGCUCUCUCGAUGCAAGACCGAUCCCUUGGUCUUGAAGAUCACGAGCGAUAUCAUUAGCCCGUUGAAAACUCAGAAGAUUACCACCGCUGAGCACCGCCUGGCUUAUGCCCAGGCAAUCGCAGCUAUCUCACCUUCAGUGGAUGUCUCGAAAGAGAUUGUUCAAGGACUCUGCCCCGUUGUUUCACGGGAGCCCAAUGAAGCUGCUCUAGAAGAGGAGAUCAAAUCUUUCAGCAAACACCUUACCUAUCUCAUCCAAUCUAAGACCAAGGUCAGCGAUGAUGUUAUCAACACUAUCGUGAAGGGUGUUUCCGAUAAGCGAAUCCCAUUCCGCAAGAUCUGGCAAACAAGUGUGGGAGAAGUGCUGUGGAAGUCUGACCUUGAGGCUUUGAAGAGUGCUGAGAUUGAACCCCUUGUUACAAAGUUCCUUGCUAAGAUGAAGGAUCUGUUUGGCGAGGUUGCUUCCAACCCGCUACCAUCAGCCCAGAGUGGUGCUCUCUUUUCGGCUUAUCUUUUCCUGGCUCUGUUCCACCGAGUUUCCGACAUCGAAGGGUCUGCUAAGUCUGCUUGGGAGGAAAAAGUAACCCAGUCGAUGACAUUGAGUCCCAAGCCUUCUUUCCUUCUUAACCCAAAGGCAUACCCAAAGUUGAGUUCCAAGGAAGAAAUCCAGUGGCUCGUAAGGGCUUUGACUGCUGUUACUUCCGGGUCAAAGUUUGCUAGCUCUGAAGACGCAUCCAAGACGGCCUGGGCUGAGACCUUCAUCUACGCAAUCACUGCGCCCGCUAUUCCCUCAAACAUUCGCGAGAACUCUGUGGAAGCUUUGUCCAGAGUCUAUCUUACUGAUGUGGCCUCUUUUGGACGCACCGUUGUCAAUGCACUAUGGGCCUGGAUUCUUUCUUUCCGCACUGCGGAGAAGGAGUCAGCAGCAGUUUCUGCUGGACCAGAGAGUGAACGCCUACUUCAUUUGGUCUUGAAGGCUCUUUGCCCAACCAAGGCUGGUGCAGAGGCCUCUGGAAUCUCUUCUUCUGAUCUCCAGGUUCUUCUCAUUGAAAUCUUGAUUCUCAGUCGCCCAGAGUUGAUCCCGAGCACGUCAUGGAUUGAACUGUGUCUGAGGACCGGCACAGAUCCUGGCGAUCUUGUUCGCGCACACCCUGCCAAUUGCAUUGAGCAGUUGGUUCGCGUCAACGCAGACGCUGUGCAGUCAGCAGUGCCGAAUGUCAACCUUGCCAUUUGGAGCGCUGGAGCCGAACUCGCGUUUGUUGCCCCUGACGCAAUGAUCCCGCGCUUGGUUGAUCAAAUUAAAUAUGAUUUGGAUGGCACCCGCCUAUCCAAGUUUACUGCCACCGAUGCCGCCAUUGCACGCACGCCCGAAGGGACCGCUUUCAUCGAUGUGCUCAGCAGCAAGUCGAAACAGCCUGCCUUUGAUAAGAAUACCAAGGAUUACGAUACUUUGAAGUGGGAAGAGGAGCUCCGCGCACAAUUGGCCGAAAAGAAGGGACAAAGCCAGAAGAAGCUUACUCCUGAGGAGAAUGCCAAGGUCAAGGCCCAACUUGCCAAGGAGGCCAAGAUCCGUGCAGAUGUUUUGGACGAGGUCAAGCGAAUCGAACGAGGAGCUGGCCUUAUCCGGGGCCUUGCAACAGGCCCUGCCAACGAUGUGGAAGGGUGGAUCAACGCUGCUAUCACUUCUUUGCUCUCACUUGCUCAGGCCGGCGCAGGUCUGUUCGUUGGUGAUGUUGUUUCCCGAGCCUUCAUCACUUGUGCCGACGAAGUGUCGACCCGCCUAGGCCCUCUGCGAUCUUUCGUGGGCAUUGCCACACUGCGAGCCAUUGGUAACACCAAUCUCCCCGCUGAUAUGGAAUUAGAGCCCCUUGGUGAACUUGUUACAAGAAUUCUAUACCGAUUGCGCUUUGCUUCCGAGCAACGUCCUUUCGAUACCACAUCUCUCGCUUACGUUCUCCCGCUUAUCUCUUUGGUUUUGACCCAGAACGGCAUCGAAGAAGCGAAGGGAGAAGAAGAAGGCACCCAGGUUCUCCUUGCUCUCGAGUUCCUGUCCUUCCACUCGGGUUCCUUCACCGACGCCCGUCUGCCUCGUGUCGAUGUUCUUGGUCAGCUUCUGUCUGCUAUGCAAAGAUACACCCAGCACUAUAAGCUGGUGAAGGAUACGUUGUUCGACUUCUGUCGGUGCAUCUCACCUAACAUCAACAGCGAGGAGCUGGAUACACUCUUGGAAGGAGCCAUUGUCGCUGAUGCGUCUGUUCGAACAACUGUGCUUCAGGUCAUUGAAGCUGAAAUCGAUCUGACCGACCUCGACUUCUCGGAGCAUAUCUGGCUUGGCUGCCACGAUAUGGUGGAGGAGAAUGCUGAGAUUGCAGACACAAUCUGGGAAGAUAAUGCGCUGGAGGUGGAUGACACAUCGUUCAGUAAGAUCAUGAAGUACUUGGAUUCGAAGGACCAUCAACUCCGAGGCGCUGCUGCCCGUGCUUUAGCACAUGCAAUUGAGUUCGACAAGAGCAAGUUUGCAGGCAUUCUAUCUGAACUGCAGUCCAAAUAUGUGGAAGAGAUCAAGCCUAAGGCGCCCGAAAAGGAUGCCUACGGAAUGCCCAAGAAAGUGGACAUUUCAGACCAUUGGGAAGCUCGCAGUGGUAUUGCACUUGCUUUCAAUGCCAUGACCAAGGAAUUCAAUGGUGAUGAGGCUGUAUCCUUCUUGCGAUUCCUGAUCGAAAAGGGACCCUUGCUCGAUGGAAACUCCCGUGUGCGUGGCCAGAUGACAGAGAGCGGUAAAUCUAUUAUCAUUCUUCGAGGCGAGUCAAAGGUUGAGGAGAUGAUGAAGCUUCUCCAAACAACCUUGGAAACCUCCGACAAAGACACCAAGACCUCUGACCUGCUGAACGAGGCUGUCAUCGUCCUUUACGGAUCCGUGGCGACACAUCUCAAGGCCGAUGAUCCUCGCUUGCAAACUGUUAUCAGUGAGCUGCUUGUGGCCCUCGAUACUCCUUCAGAGUCUGUGCAGCAUGCUGUAUCCGAAUGUCUGCCACCCUUGAUCAGAUCAUCUGGUUCCAAGACCGCAGAGUAUGUGGAAAACCUGAUUUACCGACUUUUCAAUGCCCCUGACUACCCUCGUCAACGCGGUGCUGCAUACGGUCUCGCAGCAGUCGUGUGCGGUAGAGGUAUCGCAACCCUGCGGGAGUUCCGAAUCAUGAGCCAGCUCAAGGAGGCUACCGAGAACAAAAAAGAAAAGGAUCACCGACGAGGUGCUUUGCUCGCUUAUGAGCUAUUCGCCCUUGUUCUGGCGCGGACCUUCGAACCUUAUGUCAUUCAUCUCGUACCCCAGCUUCUGGGAGGAUUUGGUGAUACCAGCAUCAGCGUUCGCGACACCUGUUUGGAGGCGUCAAGAGCUUGCUUCCAAAACCUCAGCUCUUACGGUGUGAAAGAGAUUCUCCCUACUCUACUUGACGGCUUAGAUGAUACGCAAUGGCGCAGUCAAAAGGGUGCUUGCGAUUUACUUGGAGCCAUGGCCUACCUGGAUCCGCAACAGCUUGCGGCCAGCUUGCCUGACAUCAUUCCACCCUUGACGGUCGUGCUCAAUGACACCCACAAGGAAGUCCGUAAUGCAGCGAACCGCAGUCUUCAACGCUUCGGCGAGGUCAUCAGUAACCCUGAAGUGAAGAGCUUGGUUGGCGUGCUUCUGAAGGCUCUGAGUGAUCCAACAAAGCACACAGAUGAAGCUUUGGAUUCUUUGAUCAAGGUUUCCUUCGCACACUACCUAGACGCCCCCUCCCUGGCCCUUGUUGUGCGCAUUCUCGAGCGUGGUCUUAGUGACCGAUCUAACACCAAGCGGAAGUCAGCACAGAUUAUUGGCAGCUUGGCCCAUCUUACGGAGCGCAAGGAUCUGAUUUCCCACUUGCCCAUCCUUGUGGCCGGUCUCAACUUGGCCAUUGUUGAUCCAGUUCCUACAACGCGUGCUACUGCAUCCAAGGCUCUUGGUUCACUCAUCGAGAAACUUGGAGAAGAUGCUCUGCCCGAACUCAUUCCUAACCUCAUGGCUACUCUCAAGUCAGAUACUGGUGCUGGUGACAGACUUGGAUCUGCUCAAGCCCUUUCGGAGGUUCUUGCAGGCCUUGGUACUACCAGACUCGAGGAGACACUGCCAACUAUUCUCCAGAACGUUUCCAGUGCCAAGCCUUCUGUUCGUGAAGGCUUCAUGACACUCUUCAUCUUCUUGCCUGCUUGCUUCGGUAACAGCUUUGCCAACUACCUCAGCAAGAUCAUUCCCCCUAUCCUUGCUGGUCUGGCUGAUGAUGUUGAAUCAAUUCGGGAGACUGCUCUCCGGGCCGGUCGCUUGCUCGUCAAGAAUUUCGCCCACAAGGCCAUUGACCUCUUGCUUCCAGAGCUGGAGCGUGGUCUUGCGGACGACAGCUACCGUAUCCGUUUGAGUUCCGUCGAGCUGGUUGGCGAUCUUCUCUUCAGUCUUACUGGUAUCUCUGGCAAGAACGAGGGCGACGAAGAAGAGGAGGAAGCCACUCAAGCUGGCCAAUCUUUGUUGGAGGUUCUCGGAGCGGAGCGCAGGGACAAGGUUCUUUCGGCCCUGUACAUCUGUCGCUGCGAUACUUCAGGACAGGUCAAGAGCGCGGCUCUGGGUGUCUGGAAGGCGCUUGUCGCUUCUCCCAGAACGCUCAAGGAGAUGGUUCCCACGCUGUCUCAGCUCAUCAUUCGCCGCCUUGGAUCCACCAACAUGGAGCAGAAGGUUAUUGCCAGCAACGCUCUUGGAGACCUUAUCAAAAAGGCUGGCGAGUCUGUUCUCAAUACCUUGCUACCCUUGCUUCAAGAUGGUCUUCAGACUUCGCCCGAUGUAGAUGUUAAACAGGGUAUCUGCAUUGCUCUUCGGGAGCUUAUCACCGCUGCUUCCCCCGAUGCACUGGAGGACUAUGAGACAAUUCUUAUCGCCACCGUUCGGGUGGCCUUGGUCGACAAUGACGAUGAUGUGCGGGAAGCUGCUGCUGAAGCCUUCGACUCAUUGCAGCAGAUCAUGGGCAAGCGGGUUGUGGACCAGGUCUUGCCACACCUUCUCCACUUGCUGAGAAACGACGAGGAUGCCGAGCAGGCAUUGUCUGCUCUGUUGACUCUCCUCACAGAACAGACUCGUGCCAAUAUCAUUCUUCCCAACCUGAUUCCCACGUUGCUCACGUCACCGAUUACUGCUUUCAAUGCCAGAGCCCUAGCAUCUCUGGCCGAGGUUGCCGGUUCCGCCAUGACCAGGAGGCUGCCAACUAUUCUCAACUCCCUCAUGGACGGCAUUAUCGAGACUACCGACGAAGAUCUUCGGGAAGAGCUCAGCACUGCCUUCGACACAGUGUUGGUGUCUGUGGAUGAAUAUGAUGGCCUAAGUGUCGCCAUGAAUGUAAUGGUCACUCUUGUCAAGCACGACGAUCACCGCCGUCGUUCUGCUGCGGCGCUCCAUCUGACCAAGUUCUUCUCCGAGUUCGAGCAUGACUUCUCGCGGUACUAUCAGGAUUUGAUUCGCGCCUUGCUGAUUUCAUUCGACGACCCGGACAACAAUGUCGUCAAGUCAGCAUGGACUGCUCUGACUGGUCUCAUGUCCCACAUGCGCAAGGAGGAGAUGGAGAGCUUGGUUGUUCCCACACGCCAGAUUUUGCGACACGUGGGUGUGGCUGGUGCAGACUUGCCGGGCUUCAGCCUGCCCAAGGGUAUUAUGGCUAUUUUGCCGAUCUUCUUGCAAGGUCUUCUCAAUGGUACUGCCGAUCAGCGUACUCAAUCAGCUCUUGCGAUGUCAGACAUCAUCGACCGUACUCGUGCCGAGUCAUUGAAGCCUUUCGUUACUCAGAUCACCGGUCCGCUGAUUCGUGUUGUCUCUGAACGUUCUGUCGAUAUCAAGUGCGCUAUCUUCUACACCCUCAACAAGUUGUUGGAGAAGAUCCCAUUGGCUGUGAAGCCCUUCCUGCCUCAGCUCCAGCGUACAUUCGCCCGUGGUCUUGCAGACACCACAAGCGAAACUCUGCGCAACCGGGCUGCCAAGGGUCUCGGUAUCUUGAUUACGCUGACUCCCAGAGUUGAUCCUCUUAUUGCUGAACUUAUCACCGGCUCUAAGACUACCGAUAUUGGCGUGAAGAACGCCAUGAUGAAGGCUCUCCAGGAGGUGGUUGGCAAGGCUGGUGCCAAUAUGAGCGAGGCAUCCCGGCAAGCGAUUCUUAGUCUGAUUGACGAUGACGCCAGUGACCAGACCGAUUCUGUUGCCAUUACCAACGCCCGUCUUCUUGGUGCGCUUGUGAAGGUCCUCCCUGCCACAAGUUCGGUUCCUCUUAUUAAGAACCGUAUCCUCACUGGCUCACUUGAUCAUGCGGCAGUCCUGGGACUUAAUGCUCUUUUGGCUGAAUGUCCCGAGGUUUUGACGGAACACUUCGCUGCCGAGCUUCCUACCGUCAUCUCCCAGGGCAUUGCAAACAAGGAUCCCUUCGUCUCCGACAACAGCGCCCUUGCUGCAGGCAAGUACCUCUUGUCCAACGAUGGUGACCAUGCUUUCGAGUCAAGCAAGACCAUCUUCGAAGCCUUGGCACCUGCCAUUCAGGUUGGUAGUCCUACCGAUACUCGCCGACUGAGCUUGGUCGUUAUUCGGACUGUCAGUCGUCUUCACCCCGAGCUGGCCCGUCCUCAUCUGGCUCUGCUCGCACCGCCCAUCUUUGCCAGUGUCCGUGAUCUGGUGAUUCCCGUCAAGCUGGCCGCCGAAGCAGCAUUCUUGUCCAUCUUCUCGGUGGUCGAGUCUGAUAGCGAGGUGUUUGACAAGUAUAUGGCCGGUCCAGGAGCAUCUCUUCCCCCAGGCCCCAAGCGCAGCAUGUCUGAUUACUUCAAGCGUAUUGCUGUUCGUUUGGCUAACCAGGCGCGUGAGCGUCGGGAGGCUGAAGGUGUGCCACGAACAUCAUCCGCCAACGACCGUCGAUACGCCGACAUCAAGAUGGUCAACCUUACCACCCAGAAGCGCCUCGCCGCCUCCGUGGUCGGCUGCGGCAAGCGCAAGAUUUGGCUCGACCCCAAUGAGAUGAGCGAGAUCUCCAACGCCAACUCUCGCCAGACCAUCCGCAAGCUCGUCAGCGAUGGCCUCAUCAUCCGCAAGCCCGUCACCAUGCACUCCCGUGCCUCCGCCCGUGAGCUCAACGAGGCUCGCCGCAACGGCCGUCACCGUGGCCUCGGUAAGCGCAAGGGUACCAAGGACGCUCGUAUGCCCAGCCAAGUCCUCUGGAUGCGCCGCAUGCGUGUUCUCCGUCGUUUGCUCGUCCGCUACCGCGCCGCCGGCAAGAUCGACAAGCACCUUUACCACGAGCUCUACCACCUGAGCAAGGGUAACACCUUCAAGCACAAGCGUGCCCUCGUCGAGCACAUCCAGAAGGCUAAGGCUGAGCGUCAACGCGACCGUGCCCUCAAGGAGGAGAUGGACGCCAAGCGUGCCAAGAACAAGGCUCUCCGUGAGCGUCGGUUGGAGCGCAAGGAGGCCAAGCGCGAUGCUCUGGUCAGCGAGGAGUAA